AUGGCCUCUCAAAGUUUGUCUCUCCAGGCCGAGGAGGGAGUUCACGACUACGAGAACCCCUCCGUCUUCAGGCGCAACACCCUUCCUCCGCGCGCAUACUUCAUCCCAGAGACGUCCAUCCUUCUCAAUGGCGUUUGGGACUUCCACAUGGCCGGCACUCCCGAGGAAGCACCUUUGCCAGAAGACAAGGAGGACGAAUGGGGCACCAUCAACGUCCCUGGCCAUUGGCAGCUUCAGGGACACGGCUUUCCGUGGUAUACCAACACACAAUUCCCUAUCCCAGUGAACCCACCAUACGUUCCCAGCGAGAACCCUACGGGCACCUACAGACGAACAUUCCACGUCCCUUCCACGUGGGAUGAGAAGUCGCAAUUGCGCCUCAGAUUCGAUGGCGUUGACUCCGGAUACCACAUCUGGGUCAAUGGCACGCUCAUUGGCUUCGCUCAGGGCUCGCGAAACGCGUCCGAGUUUGACGUCACAAGCAUCCUCAAGAGGGAUGGACCCAAUGAGCUGUUUGUGAGAGUGUACCAGUGGUCCGAUGCAACUUACAUCGAAGACCAAGAUCAAUGGUGGCUUUCGGGUAUCUUCCGCGAUGUCACUCUCCUCGCCGUACCCGAGCAAACAAGAAUCGAGGACUGGUUCCUCCGCACUGAUCUCGACGAGAAGUACGAAGACGCGACUCUCCUGGCGACGGUCGACGUCAAGACCGCCGAGAAGAGCACCGUCAAGCUCACUCUCAGCGAGCUAGGCAAGAACGGCGGUGCCGUCAUUGCGACCAAGGAGGCAGAGGUCACUGCCGACAACACCAAGGUUGACAUCAGCAUCCCCGUUACCAACCCCAAGAAGUGGACUGCCGAGACCCCUUACCUCUAUCGGGUUGACAUCACCCUGGGCUCCCAUGCUGUCUACCAAAACAUUGGUUUCCGCAAAGUUGAGCUCAAGAACGGUCUGAUUUCCGUCAACGGUACCCCAAUCCGCAUCAGAGGUGUCAACAGGCACGAACACCACAACAAGUUUGGCCGCGCCGUGCCCAUCGAGUACGCCAAGCGCGACCUGCUCAUUAUGAAGAACCACAACAUCAACUCUCUGCGAUGCUCGCACUACCCGCCCGACCCCCGAGUCUUCCAGCUUGCGGACGAACUCGGCUUGUGGGUCAUGGACGAGGCCGAUCUCGAGUGCCACGGCUUCUACGAUGCUGUUGCACGCCCUCAGGAUGUCGACGAGGCGUCAGACUACGAGGCGCGCAAGGCCAUUACCUUCCCCCUUGCUGGGAAGUACACCAGCGAGAACCCUGAGUGGCGUGAGGCCUACCUCGACCGCAUGGUUCAGCUGGUUCAGCGCGACAAGAACCACACCAGUAUCAUCAUGUGGUCGCUUGGUAACGAAGCCUUCUACGGUGAGAACCACAAAGCCAUGUACGAGUACGCCAAGAACUUCGACUCUGGUCGCCCGGUCCACUACGAAGGCGAUGUCAAGGCCGAGACUGCCGAUAUGUACUCUUACAUGUACCCUCCCAUCGACCGCCUCACCAAGCUGGUUGAGACUGAGGGUGUAAAGGAGGACGGCAGCUACGAGAAGCCUGUUGUUCUCUGCGAGUACGGUCACGCCAUGGGCAACGGUCCUGGUGGUCUCGAUGACUACAUUGAGGUCUUUGAGAAGUUCCCUCGUCUUCAGGGUGGCUACAUCUGGGAGUGGGCGAACCACGGUAUCUGGAAGGAGGAUGCCGAUGGCAAGGGCUACUAUGCCUACGGAGGAGACUUUGGCGAGCGUCCCCACGACGGCACCUUUGUCAUGGAUGGUCUUCUUCAUAGUACCCACGACCCUACUCCCGGUUUGAUCGAGCUGAAGAAGGCCUACCAGCCCCUUCAGCUGUCAGUUGAGGGCAACCAGCUUGUCAUCAAGAACAAGUACGACUUUGUUGGCGUUGACCACCUUUCCUCCACCUACAAGGUCGAGGAACUCGGCGAAAACUCCGCUCUCGUCGCUGCCGGAAACCUCGAAAUCCCCAAGAUCGCCGCCGGCGAGACCGUCAAGGUCGGCCUGCCCUCGAGCCUCGCGAAGAUUAAGUCCGACAAGGAGGUCUACAUCACCGUGACCUUCAGUCUCAAGGACUCCACAAACUGGGCCGAGCCCUCGCACGAGAUCGCUUGGAUCCAGCACAAGCUGUCCGGUGUUGCGGCAGCCUCUAAGCUGCUUAACAGCACCCUCACCUCCAAGUUGCAGGUUCAAAAGUCUCGUGCCAAGGCCACCGUCUCAGGCUCCGACUUUGCCAUCACCUUUGAUACCGCCCGCGGAUAUAUCACAUCUUGGACGGCUGCCGGAGUGCCUCUUCUCGUGAAGGACGAAGCCACUGGCGCGGCCAUUAUCCCCAACUUCUGGCGCGCCCCUACCGACAACGACAACCCCAAUGAUGCCCCCUACUGGGUUCGUUUCGGUGUUGACGCUUUUGACAGCUUCCUUCGAUCAUUCAAGAUCAAUGAGUCGACCGAUAAGGUUGAGGUCAUCACAACUACCUACCUCUCCCCUCGCGUCCUCGACUGGGGCUGGGAGACCACCACUACUUACACUAUUGAUGCCACCGGUCGCCUCACCGUCGCCGUUGACCUGAAGCCCCGCGGCAUCAAACCUACCCACAUCCCCCGCGUGGGCCUGAACCUGCGCCUGCACAAGUCGCUCAACAACGUCAAGUACCUCGCUCUCGGCCCCGGCGAGUCCUACCCAGAUAAGAAGUCCAGUCAACAUCUCGGCGUCUUCAGUGCCACCGUGCCGGAGUUGCACCAGCACUACGAGGUACCCCAAGAAGGCGGCAACCAUCUGGAAACCCGCUACGUCAAGCUCACCGAGGACCACGGCCGCGGCCUUCGCGCAACGCCGGCUGACGCUGCUGUCUGGUCUGAGGAGGAGUGGCGCCAGUUCAGCUUCCAGGUCAGUCGCUACACUUCCGAGACGGUGCACAAGGCCGCGCACCCGUGCGAUCUCGUCGAGGAGGAUGCAACGCUUCUGCGUCUUGAUGCCCGUGUUGCUGGUGUUGGUACUGCCGCUUGUGGUCCUAAUGUCAGGGAGGACUUGAAGGUGCAUGUCGGAGAGUUCAAGUUUGGAUUCGUUUUGGAAAGAGUUGGAUUUUAA
Molecule: messenger RNA, 3126 nt
Organism: Colletotrichum abscissum
Lineage: Eukaryota; Fungi; Ascomycota; Sordariomycetes; Glomerellales; Glomerellaceae
Product: glycosyl hydrolase family 2
Exons: 3
Coding region: 1-3126 (1041 amino acids)
Biological process (GO): lactose catabolic process
Cellular component (GO): beta-galactosidase complex
Molecular function (GO): beta-galactosidase activity; carbohydrate binding
Source: RefSeq, a predicted model, not a curated record